CGGCAGGGGUCGCUGUGGGGCGGUGAAACAGACCCGGGGGAGAGUGUUGUGGUGUCCGGAAGAAGGACCGUCAGCAUGGCGGCGAUGUUUUUUGCUUCAUGCUUUGCUUUCUGGUCUGCUGUUUUCUAUAUAACAACACAACGUAGAAUAAAAACGCAGUGAGCUGCUUCCCCAGGCGCUAACGGCUGCGGCGGCUCGGAGCAGGAGGAGGCAGCCGUUACAUCUCUCUCUCUCUCUCUCUCUCUCUCUCUCUCUCUCUCUCUCUCUCUCUCUCUCUCUCUCUCUCUCUCUCUCUCUCUCGGUGUCGGUCCGCACACGUCGGGACUUCUGACCCACUUUGGUUCGCCUUCCUAGACCUUCCUGAGCAGGAUGAAACAUCAGGAGCUUGAGCACGGACCAAAGAGGCUGAUGUUUUAACUCAGUGACUCUUACUUGAGUUAAAGAGGAAAUAAAAUUAUCCAUAGUGGAAAAAAAACUAACAAUGGGUGAAGUGACUGUAGAAGUAGCCGAGGAGGUGACGAAACAGGACAUCUCCUCUGAGCCGCUUCCCGAGCCACUACUGAUAAUCCUGUCCCCACCUCCGCCUUUCUUACCUGUCCCUGGUGAGCCGGCCAUGUUUUGGCACAAGUGGCUUAAAGCUUUUGAACACUACCUCGAAGCGCUUGGUGAGAACGAGCUGGUCGACUCCAGUAAGUGUGUGCUUUUACAGAAUUGCCUUGGCCCAGAGGGGCAACGCAUCUUCACGACACUGAUCCAGGGCGAAACCACGUAUGCAGUGGCUGUCUCAGCACUGACGGGGUUCUUCAACUCUGAUCUUACCUCUCAGAUGCACCGCCUUAAAUUCCAUCAGAGGGCUCAGAUGCCCGGAGAGACCGUAGAUCAGUUUGUGACUACGUUAGAAGAACUGCUGAAGCCUUGCAACUGUGGAGACUUGCAAGACAAACUUAUUUUGGAUCAGCUUAUUGAGAAAACAAACAGUCCACAGCUCAAAGAGAGGCUGUUGUUGGAGAGGGAAACUCUGACCUUGGCUGCAGCGUUAGUUAUCAGUAAAGAAGUGGAAUCUGCUUUAAAUGAAUCUGAGCUGUUUGGUUUUCAUGAGGUCAGUGUGGACAUUGGAGAUGAUUUAGACCCUCCUGUUCAAAGGAAGGCCAAAAGAGGACGACCUCGGCGCGGGGAGAAAAGGACAAAAGCAAAACCACACUUGACUAAAACCCCAAUAAAGUCAUCCAGAUAUAAAGACAACUACUAUUACAGUAAUGAUAAGCUAUAUUAUAGUGAUAAUGAUGAAGACAAUUCUAAGAGUGCUGGUGAGACUAAUCUGGCUUGUGAUAAAAAUAAAUGUGAUGAUGGUAACAAAGCCUCAUCAUCAUCAUCACAGAGGAUGGAGGAGGAAGGCUGCAACGGGGCUAGCAACGAUGAUAGUGAUGGUAGCAAUGACGACAACGAUGAGGACUUUGUCAUUUCUCCAUCAAAACUUAAAGGUCCCCACUGUCCCAUCUGUACCGAGAGGCGCUUCAGAGACGCACACAAACUGGCCAGACACAUGAGGACACACACAAAGGAAAAACCAUUCAGCUGCCCCGUCUGCACUACGACUUUCAGCCAGUCAUACCACAUGACCCGACACAUGAGGAACCAGCACGGCGCGGGCCAACACGUCUGCUCCACGUGUGGGAAGAGUUUAGGGAGCUUCGCGGAGCUGCAGAGUCACAAGAGGACACACUCGUCGCAAAUCCUGUCAUGCCCGGAGUGUCAUGAAAAAUUCACCAACAACGAUGCGUUUUUUAGUCAUAUCAUGUCACAUGGCAAAAACCAGUCUACCCAGACAGAGGGACAGAGCUUCCAGCAAAAUGAUGACAUGAAAAACCAAGAGAUAGUUGAAUCGUGUAAGGAUAAAAAUAAUGACAGUGUUGACUGUCAUGACAAUGUUCCUGAGAAUGAUAAAGACUCUGGUAAUGGUGAUUCUCAGGGUAAAGGAUCUGAAGUUAAUAUUAAGACAGAAGUCAAGGACUCUGAUGAAGCUAAAUCUCAAGAUGGAGGCCGCAAGAAAGAAAAAGUCACCUCUAAGACUAAAACAAAAGGCCAUUUUUGUCCCAUCUGUGUCGGCAGACGCUUCAGAGGGCCAAACAAACUCGCCAGACACAUGAGGACGCACACAAAGGAGAAACCGUUCACCUGUCCAGUCUGCGCUUUGACCUUCAGCCAGUCCUACCACAUGACCCGACAUGUGAGGAACCAGCAUGGCUUGGGCCAGUACAUCUGCUUCUAA
Messenger RNA from Lates calcarifer (barramundi perch), 2269 nucleotides. Its product is annotated as zinc finger protein 572. Lineage: Eukaryota; Metazoa; Chordata; Actinopteri; Centropomidae. The record is from RefSeq and is a predicted model, not a curated record. The transcript has 2 exons. Gene Ontology annotation, molecular function: DNA-binding transcription factor activity, RNA polymerase II-specific; RNA polymerase II cis-regulatory region sequence-specific DNA binding. The coding region runs from base 482 to 2269 and encodes 595 amino acids.